AUGUUCUAUGAAGACUAUCUUCCUUCGGCCCCAAAAUAUGAGUUUGAGGGAGUUCAGGAUUGUCUCCAGAUUUUAGACCUAGCGGAACCAGAUUAUGAUCCUUCUUUUAAUCAACUACCCAUCAGACUGCCGAGCGGACCUCAUGAAGUAGCAAUUACUGCGUUUGACGGAAUAUUCCGCGACUGGAAAGGUAUAGGGGAUGAACGUUAUCCGCUGAUUUCUACGGCGACACAGUCAGUGAGAAGCUCUGCGGGAAAAUUCAAAAGUCCUGAUUUCUCGUGGACUCCUAUGCAUUCUGGCCGCGACACGGAAUGGCCUAGCAUAGUGUUGGAAAGUAUAUGGUCGGAGCCACGGGCAAAGGCUGCGAACGAUAUGAGGUUCUGGCUUACACAAAGCGCAGGACAGUCCAUAGAGGUGGGCAGAUUCUCAUUCAACAAUGAGAGACGAGAAACCCCUGUGCAAACGAUUGAUGUCGUUCGAAAGCUAGUCUCAACACGCAAAAAGGUGCAAGGGCAUAUGCACCUUGCCUUUGAAGAUAUCAAUUAUCGGUCUAAAAGAAAGAAGCCAGAUAAAGACUUCAUUUUAACUGACCAGGACAUGGAAGCCAUCGCGAAACAAGUUUGGCUUGUUCGGGACCAAGCUUAG
This is a messenger RNA of Penicillium robsamsonii, 645 nucleotides long. RefSeq lists its product as uncharacterized. The record is from RefSeq and is a predicted model, not a curated record. Lineage: Eukaryota; Fungi; Ascomycota; Eurotiomycetes; Eurotiales; Aspergillaceae. The transcript is spliced from 3 exons. The coding region runs from base 1 to 645 and encodes 214 amino acids.